AAAAUAAAAGUAUUAAGCAAAACAUUAAUACAAAACAGUGUGCAAACAAGUUGUUUAUUUGUAUUGGUGGUCGCGUAAUUUCACAACCUAAUCGACGGUGCGUAAGCUGAUUGUUUCUUCCCCUUAGCGUGUUCAGAUAAGAAAUAAACAUGUCGAAACCGGUACCACUACUUGGCGGAGAAGAGGACAAUGUGAGCCGACAACCGUCAGCGGACGUGAAUGAUUUGGAAUCGCCAUUGCAUACAUUUUCAACCGGCAUUCGCACAGAGCUGGAAGAGUUCCGUGACAAUUGGCAACGUGAACUGAAGAGUCAGAGUGCAACUGCAACACCUACUAGAACCGUAGAGCAAAAGAAACAGUCGACUAACAAUGCCGCUGAUGUUGAUCAGCAUAAGUUGGCAGAGAAUCUAUUCCGUAGUGCCGUAGAGCUAGAACAGCGAGGCAAGGUUUAUGAUGCUGUACCAUUAUACCGCAAAGCUGUGCAAAUCGUGCCAGACAUUGAAUUCAAAUAUUAUGAGCAACAAAAGAAAAAGCCAACAGCAGUUGCUGUUGAAGGCACUAACUUGUUAGAAACUGUGCAAGCUAAAGCAAGAGCAGAUGAGUUAACUGAUAAUGAAGAGAUAAUCGAAGAUUUAUAUGAAAAGUUUCAAAUGGAUUUGGCCAGUGCUGGUGGACGUUUGCUACUCAGCAGCCGAGACCCGGGAGUAAUUACCACGGAAACACAUAUUUCCGAAUUACCACCAGAAAUAUUGCUAUACAUAUUACGUUGGGUGGUAUCGGCACAGUUGGAUAUGCUGUCGCUGGAACAAUGCGCUUCUGUUUGCAAGGGACUAUACUUGUGUGCGCGCGAUGAUGAGCUAUGGCGUUUGGCGUGUGCAAAAGUUUGGGGUGUAAAUCUUGGCUCACUAGGUGAACCGGUAAACCGACCAACUGAACAUAUAACUGAAACUACUGACACAACACCCAUUGUGUACACUUCUUGGCGUCAAAUGUUCAUCAUGCGUGAGCGUGUCAUUUUCAGUGGCUGCUACAUAAGCAAGACAACCUAUUUGCGUAUGGGCGAGAACAGUUUCCAAGAUCAAUUUUACCGUCCCGUACAGUUGGUAGAAUAUUAUCGUUAUGUACGUUUCUUAGGCGAUGGACGUGUGCUCAUGAUGACCAGUGCCGAUGAGCCAACACAGGGUGUGAAUAAGCUAAAGAAUGUUCAUCAAUUGCGCCCUGAAGUACUAUGUGGCCAUUAUCGACUCUACGGUGACACUAUAACUAUUAUGCUAAAGAAACAACAACAGUCGCAUAGUAAUCACCAUCAAUAUGCGCGUCAUCGUCGCGGUAGCAUGGCUGUAUACAACGAAGAGCCAAAUUGUACAAAAUAUUGUAUUGAAUUUCGCAUAACAAAUACAACAAAGCGUAAAUAUGCACGUCUUCUGUGGAUACACUAUUCUGUGGUGCAGACGCGUAAUAAAGUGGAGACUUCAUCACAGUUUGAAUUGACGCCCUCCAAGUAUCCACCGCUAUGGUUCUCGCCGGUUCGCAGCUACCAUUUGGAUACCGAUGCGCCGCUCGCCUAAGUGUGCUGUAUAUAUAUGUAUGUGCUGUAUAAAUAAACAGUUGGAGAUUUAGCUGUGUACAAAGUUACGCAGGCAUAAUAUAUACUUAAUAAGACAAAACUUUAAUUAAUUAAUAUUAGUACUUAUUGAAUUACAAAAAUGAUAAACGUACAGGAGCUGCAUGAUUGCUGUACAGAAUUCUAUAUAUUUACUAUACACACAAACUCUGUAGAGGCUAGCGCUUAAAGCUUGAAUAUGUGGAUUUUUUUCUAAUAUUAAGUGAGUGGCUUCCAAGUCUGGAUUUUAGUUUCCUGUUGGCUGUUAACACAAAAUAACGAAGUAAUAAAAUUAUUAUUACAUAACCUAAAAUUGCAGUACUCAAAAAAAUUGGGAUUUUAGGAAAUAUAAUUAGAG
Zeugodacus cucurbitae (melon fly) is the source of this 1961-nucleotide messenger RNA. Its product is annotated as F-box only protein 9. The transcript has 3 exons. Gene Ontology annotation, cellular component: SCF ubiquitin ligase complex. The record is from RefSeq and is a predicted model, not a curated record. Lineage: Eukaryota; Metazoa; Arthropoda; Insecta; Diptera; Tephritidae. Gene Ontology annotation, molecular function: protein binding. Gene Ontology annotation, biological process: SCF-dependent proteasomal ubiquitin-dependent protein catabolic process. The coding region runs from base 150 to 1568 and encodes 472 amino acids.